AUGUAUAAGAAAACAAUGAUGUGCAAUCUAAGUUUAUUCAAGUCGCGUGCGAGUCCUGAUCGGUUGUCCUUGCAAAGUGCCCAACGGGAUACUCCACAACAAUCAGUGUUCUGUGAACAGUUGCAACAAUCAAUCAAAAUGCUCAAAUACUUGAUCUUCCUUGCUCUGCUGGCGUUCGCCGCCGCCAAGCCCCUGGUAUACACCGCACCUGUAGCAGCUGCCUACACCGCGCCGGUAGCCGCUGCCUACACUGCGCCAGUUGCCUACUCCGCCUACAGCGCCUACUCUCCCGUUGCAUACUCCGCUUACACCUACGCCGCACCCUACACGUACUACGUUUGAAUGACCCGGACAUGAUACGAGGCUUGAUGAAUUUAUUUAAUGUAAUGUGAUUACUGCAAUUAGGCUAAUAAAUUAUGCCAAAUA
Messenger RNA from Zerene cesonia (dogface butterfly), 426 nucleotides. Its product is annotated as pupal cuticle protein C1B-like. The record is from RefSeq and is a predicted model, not a curated record. The transcript is spliced from 3 exons. Bases 1 to 342 code for a protein of 113 amino acids. Lineage: Eukaryota; Metazoa; Arthropoda; Insecta; Lepidoptera; Pieridae.